Molecule: messenger RNA, 2859 nt
Organism: Indicator indicator
Lineage: Eukaryota; Metazoa; Chordata; Aves; Piciformes; Indicatoridae
Gene: AP1B1
Product: adaptor related protein complex 1 subunit beta 1
Exons: 22
Coding region: 1-2859 (952 amino acids)
Biological process (GO): intracellular protein transport; vesicle-mediated transport
Cellular component (GO): clathrin adaptor complex; membrane coat
Molecular function (GO): clathrin binding
Source: RefSeq, a predicted model, not a curated record
AUGACAGACUCAAAGUACUUCACCACCACAAAGAAAGGGGAGAUAUUUGAGCUAAAAGCUGAACUGAACAGUGACAAGAAGGAGAAGAAGAAGGAGGCAGUGAAGAAGGUGAUCGCCUCCAUGACCGUUGGUAAAGAUGUCAGUGCUCUCUUCCCAGAUGUGGUAAACUGCAUGCAGACGGACAACCUGGAGCUGAAGAAGCUGGUCUACCUCUACCUGAUGAACUAUGCCAAGAGCCAGCCAGACAUGGCCAUCAUGGCAGUCAACACCUUUGUGAAGGACUGUGAGGACCCCAACCCGCUGAUCCGGGCUCUGGCUGUCCGGACCAUGGGCUGCAUCCGUGUGGACAAGAUCACGGAGUACCUAUGUGAGCCCCUGCGCAAGUGCCUGAAGGAUGAGGACCCCUAUGUGCGCAAGACUGCCGCCGUCUGCGUGGCCAAGCUGCACGACAUCAACGCCCAGCUGGUGGAGGACCAGGGCUUCCUCGACACCCUUAAAGACCUCAUCUCCGACUCCAACCCCAUGGUAGUAGCCAAUGCAGUAGCAGCACUCUCGGAAAUAGCAGAGUCUCACCCCAGCAGCAACCUCCUGGACCUCAACCCUCAGUCCAUCAACAAGCUGCUCACAGCCUUGAAUGAGUGCACUGAGUGGGGCCAGAUCUUCAUCCUGGACUGCCUAGCAAACUACAUGCCCAAGGAUGACCGGGAAGCCCAGAGCAUCUGCGAGCGGGUGACACCCAGGCUGUCCCAUGCCAACUCAGCAGUGGUGCUGUCAGCAGUGAAGGUGCUGAUGAAGUUCAUGGAAAUGCUGUCAAAGGACCUGGAUUAUUAUGGGACACUGCUGAAGAAGCUGGCCCCACCACUGGUCACCCUGCUGUCUGCAGAGCCCGAGCUGCAGUACGUGGCCCUGCGCAACAUCAAUCUCAUCGUGCAGAAGAGGCCUGAGAUCCUGAAGCACGAGAUGAAGGUGUUCUUCGUCAAGUACAACGACCCCAUCUAUGUCAAGCUGGAGAAGCUGGACAUCAUGAUCCGCCUGGCUUCCCAGGCCAACAUUGCUCAGGUUCUGGCAGAGCUGAAGGAAUAUGCCACCGAGGUGGACGUGGACUUCGUGAGGAAGGCGGUGAGGGCCAUCGGCCGCUGUGCCAUCAAGGUGGAGCAAUCGGCUGAGCGCUGCGUCAGCACCCUGCUGGACCUCAUCCAGACCAAGGUCAACUACGUGGUGCAGGAGGCCAUCGUCGUCAUCAAGGACAUCUUCCGCAAGUACCCCAACAAGUAUGAGAGUGUCAUUGCCACCCUGUGUGAGAACCUGGACUCCCUGGACGAGCCUGAGGCACGGGCAGCCAUGAUCUGGAUCGUGGGCGAGUACGCGGAGCGCAUCGACAACGCCGACGAGCUGCUGGAGAGCUUCCUGGAGGGCUUCCACGAUGAGAGCACCCAGGUUCAGCUGCAGCUGCUGACAGCCAUUGUGAAGCUGUUCCUGAAGAAGCCCACUGAGACCCAGGAGCUGGUGCAGCAGGUGCUGAGCCUGGCCACACAGGACUCGGACAACCCCGACCUGCGGGACCGUGGCUACAUCUACUGGCGCCUGCUCUCCACUGACCCGGUGGCGGCCAAGGAGGUGGUGCUGGCCGAGAAGCCUCUCAUCUCGGAGGAGACAGACCUGAUCGAGCCCACCCUGCUGGAUGAGCUCAUCUGCUACAUCGGCACCCUGGCCUCCGUCUACCACAAACCCCCCAGCGCCUUCGUGGAGGGCAGCAGGGGGGUGGUGCACAAGAGCCUGCCCCCCAGGAUGGGCUCGAGUGAGAGUGCCGAGAGCCCCGAGGCAGCCCCCUCAGCGGUGCAGGCAGCUGAGCAGCCAGCUGUCAUCCCCACUCAAGGGGACCUGCUGGGGGACCUGCUCAACCUGGACCUGGGCCCACCGGAGAGCGGGACACCCAUCGCCACCUCCACCGUGCAGAUGGGGGCUAUGGACCUCCUCGGGGGUGGCCUGGACAUCCUGAUGGGCGACGAGUCGGAAGGGAUGGAUGGAGGCAGUGGUGGCACCUUUGCACCAGCAUCCAUCACCACGAUGCCUGCCAAACUCGGGGCACCCCUUGGCAGUGGCCUGGAAGACCUCUUCAAACUCACUGGUGGGGUGGGGACCCUGUCAGGAUCCUAUGUGGCUCCCAAAACGGUCUGGCUCCCUGCCAUGAAAGCCAAGGGGCUGGAGAUCUCUGGCACCUUCAGCCGGCAGGUGGGCUCCAUCUCCAUGGACCUGGUGCUAACAAACAAGGCCCUGCAGGUCAUGUCUGACUUUGCCAUCCAGUUCAAUCGCAACAGCUUUGGUCUAGCCCCAGCAGCUCCUCUUCAGGUCCAUGCACCCCUUGCCCCCAACCAGUCUGUGGAGAUCUCCCUCCCCCUGAACACUGUUGGCUCUGUCAUGAAGAUGGACCCUCUGAACAACCUCCAGGUUGCAGUGAAAAACAACAUUGAUGUCUUCUACUUCAGCACGCUGUACCCACUGCACAUCCUCUUCGUGGAGGAUGGGAAGAUGGAGCGGCAGAUGUUCCUGGCCACCUGGAAGGACAUUCCCAAUGAGAACGAGGCCCAGUUCCAGAUCAAAGACUGUUCUCUCAAUGCAGAUGCUGUCAGCAGCAAGCUUCAGGGCAGCAACAUCUUCACCAUCGCCAAGAGGAACGUGGAGGGCCAAGAUAUGCUCUACCAGUCCCUGAAGCUCACCAACGGCAUCUGGGUGCUGGCAGAGCUCAGGAUCCAGCCCAGCAAUCCCAGUUUCACGGACCUGGAGUUGUCCCUGAAAUGCCGAGCACCAGAGGUGUCCCAGUACGUCUACCAAGCCUAUGAAACCAUCCUGAAGAACUGA